Molecule: messenger RNA, 511 nt
Organism: Wasmannia auropunctata (little fire ant)
Lineage: Eukaryota; Metazoa; Arthropoda; Insecta; Hymenoptera; Formicidae
Exons: 2
Coding region: 1-315 (104 amino acids)
Source: RefSeq, a predicted model, not a curated record
AUGAGUGCUUAUGCAGUGGUGCAAUUUUUGAAGGGAACGCAGAAGGAAUGUGCAAUUAUUCCUCUUAUCUGGUUAACAGAUAAUAAUUCAAUCUGUUACUGGCCAAAUACUAAAUUUGAAAUCAAAUUUCAAGCAUUAGUAAAAUCUAAUGCAGUCUAUGAAUCUUCAUGGAAAAAAUUUGAUGUUAAUGCUGUUCUACAUACAACUGAUGAUUAUGACGCGGCUGAGCAAUUUAUGCAUAAUUAUAUCGAACAAAUCACUUCAUCAGAUAAUUCAACAAAUAAAACAAACAAAAUAUUGAAAAAAAUAAUAUAGUUGAAUCUAAAAGUGAUGAAUCAGAGAAUAGCGAUUCGAGUACCACUUCGCCAACUACAAAACGUAAGAAGAAACAUAAAGAUUCGAAAAUGUCAUCUGAAAAACGAAAGAGAAUUGUGAGAAAAUCGAUUUCAGCCUCAAGUAUUGAUUCAGAAGAUACAGAAAAUACAGAAGAUUCUUCAACAAGUGAAAAUUC